AGAUGCAAUGCGAUGCGAGCAUCGUACGAAACGAAACGAAACGAAAACUAGUUUGAUUAAAGCAGCGUCGCCGGGAGGUCGUGUCGCUCGUUUUAGUACAACAACAUUGAAAUUAUCAUUGUUUAUAAACAAAAUCCGCCAAGAUAAGUUACCUGGACAAUGAUUUUAUGAAUAAAGUUAAUAACAUUCGCUACUAAAGUAUAUAAUACCCGUGUUAGCAGUGUUUCUUGUAAAUUUGUUACGUUUUAUUCGAGUGUAUAAUCUUGUAUCGCCGAGAACUGCUUCGUUGAUUUGGUCGGACGGUGGUUGAAAAUGUGAAACAAAAUUUAAUAUUGUGUUGUUUGUGAACAUUUGAGACUGAGAUGAAGGUUGCCGGUAUCGUUUAUAUAUAAGAAACUGGACGGAAAAGGUGGAACGAUGAAGUGGUAUAUUUUUGUGUUCUUACUGCCCUCGUGUUUGGCUCAUCUCAAUGUUUACCUGAGCAGUGCAGAAGUAUGGAGAUUACUAGGAUUAACAGCGGAGCUGUUCUACGUGCGAGAGGGACAGAUAAACUUCUACGCGCUGAACUUCGUGGUGCCAGUGCCGGCCACCAUCGGAGAGUUGCACUUUACGUGGCAGAGUUUGACAAGGAGACCGUUACCGUACUCGCUGAACGUUGAAGUAGUAUCGCAUGCGGACGCCAUGCAUCCACCGACAUUCAACAUCACGAGAGAAGGAUUCGUUCCGACGGAACCGCGAACAUGGAAAAUCGAUUUGCCUUGCACGCACACCGUCGCCGCCGAAGUGGACAUUACGAUAUCACUGAAUGUCUCUAUGGGAUCCACAUCAACCACGCUUCACUUCAGAAGGAGGAAGAUUUGUUUAAAAGAAGCGCCCAGGCCGGCGGUUAGGGUCGACAGCGUUGCCCAGGCACCUACAUCAGCGGAUAUAUUCUAUGCGGGAGCCGGUUGUGCCGGCGCCGCGCUUCUGAUAGCGGCAGUAGCGGCAGCAGCUUGUAGAGCCCGAGCAAGGAAACUUCGACGCGCACGUAGCGACGAACAAGAUGCACACGCUUUCCUCCCAGACUCCUCCUGCAAGUCAGCUGCCAGUUACACCAGCUACCGACGGCCGACUUCCAUCCCCGCAGCGGCAGCGGAAGAGCGCGCGAGGGACCUGCAACAGAGAAUAGCAGAGUUGACGAUUCAGCGAUGUCGCGUCAGACUGCGCUCAGUGGCGAUGGAGGGGACGUUCGGAAGGGUGUACAAGGGAACGUACGCUGAUGAGGAAGCCAGGGAACAGGAGGUGCUCGUUAAGACUGUUGCGGAACAUGCGUCGCAAGUGCAGGUAUCAUUGCUACUACAAGAAGGCUGCAUGCUCUACGGCCUGCGACAUGAACGUGUACUAUCAGUGCUCGGCGUUAGCAUCGAAGACCAAACUGCUCCAUUCCUCCUAUACCCAUGGGGUGCUACCUGGAGAAACCUGAAGCAAUUCCUUCUAGCGUGUCGAGGAGUGACUGUGGGCGGGGCGGCGGGGAGCGCGCCACCGCCGCCGCCGCUUACAACACAACAUGUUGUUAGAAUGGCACUACACGCGCUGGAUGGAUUAGCGUUUUUGCACUCCCAACAUGUCUUACACAAGGACAUUGCUGCCAGAAAUUGCAUUGUCGACGAAAACCUCCGAGUAAUGAUCGCCGACAACGCCCUCUCCCGCGAUCUCUUCCCCGCGGACUACCACUGUCUAGGCGACAACGAGAACCGGCCCAUCAAGUGGCUGGCUCUGGAAGCCCUGAGCAAACGCCAGUUCAGCCCGGCCGCUGAUGUUUGGGCGCUAGGAGUGCUGCUAUGGGAGUUGACUACGUUGGCUCACCAGCCGUACGCAGAAGUCGAUCCGUUUGAGGUCGCUGCGUAUCUGAGGGAUGGAUACCGGUUACAACAGCCGGCGAACUGUCCGGAUGAAUUGUUCGCUGUAAUGGCGUACUGCUGGGCGAUGUCGCCCGACGACCGGCCCACGCUGCCGCAGCUACAGAUCUUCCUAAGGGACUUUCACACGCAACUCACCAGAUUCGUCUAAUACGCUGUGAAAACUAUUUCAGUGAACAGUUAACAAGAACGAACACAGUGAAACAAAAAAAUGAACACAGUGAAACAAAAGAAGGAACUCAGUGAAACCAAACUGGUACAGUUAACAAGUAAUAAACACAGUGGGAAAACUGCAGUGUAUAAAAGACAAAGUAAAGUGAAAUAAAUAAAAUACUAAACACAGUGAAACGCAAUGAAUAAUAAAAUAGACAGAGUGAAACAAAAUAAUUAUUGCGAUGAACAAAAUAAGACAGUAAAUAAAAUAAUAAAGUAUUCCAAACGUUAGGGGCCUUAUACCAAGUGCACAUUACCCUUUCGUGUUAAAAAGUGGAGAUUAAAAUAAUAUACAGAGACUGAUUUUGUUUAGUUAUUGUACAUUUUAGUGUCGGAUGACGGUUAUAAUGAAUUCGUCUUCUGUCUUUUUCAAACGAUAAAUUAUUGUUUGAGCAUUCAAUUGUUUAUAUCUAGUUACUUAGUUGAAUGUGACAUUCGAAUAAUAAUUUCAUCAGUGCCAACAUCACGAAGUACAAAUUCAAGAUAAUUGUCAUCUAAUUUACUUUUACAAUUAAUUAUUGUUUGGAACCUCAUUACUGCCAUAUUAGAUUAAACUUGGUUUGUAAAUAUCGAUUAGUACUAAAGUUUAGUUACAUUGUGAUUGUAUGUAUGAUACGUAUAUUAAAUGUGCCUCAGAUUUUAUGAAAAAUUUUAGAUGUUUAAUAGAGAAAAUAUAAACUAAAUUAAGACUGGUAUAUUAUAAAAUUUUAUCGACUUUGCCUAAAGUAUUGCCAACUUAUAUCUACCAGAGACACGUAAAUUAUACAAACUACUAAACCAUAUCAUGUUAUGUUAUAUAUAAAUAAUAAAGGGACAAUCAAUAACCUAACCAGUUAACUUACUAAAAUCGUUUUAAUUAAAGUUGAACUCGUCAUAUUGCACAUUAGGUGAAAUUGUCACGAUCUGCAGUGAUAAGAAACGAAGCUGUGUAGGCAUUAGCAGUCUGUAUAAUUCAUCGUUCUCUGAUGAUAUCUACUGAUCUUUACGUCUUGUUAUUCACUUCAUGAUAGCCUCUUAAAAUUUUAAUGUAAACUGUUUAUACUCUUUUAUAAUAUCGUAAGUACUCAAAGUUGAGUAACAGGUCGUGAAGAUAAAAUGUAAACGAAUUGUUGUCCUUAUUUUCUUUGUAUCGUGUAAUAAAAUUAACAUUUUUAAACAAGGAAGUCUAUACUGUAUUUUAAGUAUCAAAUAAUUAGGCCAAUCGCCGAACAUAUUAGUACGGAUCUCUUCGUUUAAAAACGAGGACAUUGUAACCGUUUAAUAACUGUUCAAAGAAUUUUGUAGAUGGUAGACAAUAAAUUAUUACUACAGUAGUAAACUGAAUCAUAAAAUAUCUUAAUUGUUCAUUAUCUUGCAAGCGUUUUGUGCCAAAAUAAUACCACGGUAAAAAUUGUAUCAAAAUUUAUUGCCUCAAUAAAGUUAGGAAGUUUUAGGUGUCUCAAAAAUUUACCUGUUAACUUUGAAAGUGAAUUCAAUUAAAUUGUUUUGCUACUUUAUUGCACUUACCAAACAGAUAAUGGAACAGACCGUGGAACGUCUUAAAAAUCUGAUUUUGAUAUGAUAUCACUUGUAGUUCGUAUUUAGCGUAUUAAUACUAUCAAAAUAAGGUCAGAUUAUUAAAUUCGGAAUUCUACUCCUGUUAAAACCAAAAUAUUACUUUGCUAAUCCGCGUAAAAGAUAACGUGCUAGUCAAUCAGUGCUAACCCGUUAUACUUACUUGUGUAUUUUUUACAUGCAAUUAAUGUUCCCACCCUCCCACCGCAAAAAUAAAUACGCAAAUAAAUAUAACAAACCACCAUCAAAAGAAUAAUACUCGACACGUGUUUCGCCUCUCUACGAGGCAUCCUCAGGAGUUGUUGACGGUCUGACGCCCGGCAACGGAAAACCCGUGUUCUGAUUGACUAGCACGUUAUCUUUUACGUGGAUUAGCAAAGUAAUAUUUUGGUUUUAAUUAAUAUGGAUUUCCGCAAAGUAACGCCUGAUUCUAUUCACUAUCUACUCCUGUUGCCACAAGUUCUUUUGUAUCUCUCUGUAUUUAAUUCGACUUCAUUUUGAAACCAGUGUUACACCUUUAAUUUGCCAUUCGUUUCAAUCAAUUCAAAAAUGUCCCUUAACCCUUUGAAUUAAGAUACAUGUAUUCUGUUAUUACGUAAUCCAUCUGUUCCCCACAUUGUAAUAGCAAGUAAAUAUACAUUAUUAUUGAACGUAUGUUAAAAAAUUGGUGUUAUAUUUAAACAAGUGCCAAUUACAUUGUCUUGUCUAUAGUCUAUAUAUUUAGGUAUUUAAAUAAAAGUAAACUAACAAUUUGUACAGAGAUUCGGGUAGUUAUAACAUUUAUUGGUUAUUCGACCAAUUACAAAACCGCCUGGAACAGUCACCGAACGACCUGAUUUUAACCUACAUUAUUUGAUCGUGUAAUGUGGCUUAAGUGGCUUAAGGAGCUAUUUGUGCGUAGAUUUUGCUCACUUUUAUUUAAAUACCUAAAGAUAGAGUAUAAGUGACAUAAUAAACUCGUAAGGUCUUAUGUACUUUUUUGGAACAAAUAAUUUAUAAGGCCAACAAAUCUACAUUUUAAACAGCGAAAAAUAUUUAGGACAAUACAUUUUUUUAUUUGUCUUAAGAAGCUGCAAGCAAAAUGAUACUUAUUGUCUGGUCGAUAAAGCGCUACUGCCAUAAAGAUUCAAUUAGAUAAUCAAACUUAUCAACAACCGAUAAUGUGGUACAUUUUACAAAAUAUAUUUAUUCUGAGACCAUACUUUUAUAUCCGCAACGCAGGCUUCGUCAGGUCGUUUUACAAAUGGUACUUACGUAAGUAUAUUGGACCGUACGAGAUUAAUAUGUAUACUUAAUCAAAUGUCAAAAAAUGAGGCAUCUGAAAAACUGAUGAUUAUUUCUAAAUUCGUUAAUUACUUUGAUUAAAAAUCCGUCAAAUUGUGCAUCAGCAUGCAUUUAUUUAUUUACAAAAGUCGAUUAUCAGAACAGCAAGUUUAUUUGUGUAAUUAAGACGAAGUGCCCUGUAUGGGCGAGUAUUAUCGUACCUUUGUUUGUACAUGUACAUGUGUAAAUAAUAUAAAAUGACAAAAAUGUGAAUAUACGAGUGAUUACUAUGAA
Messenger RNA from Cydia fagiglandana, 5222 nucleotides. RefSeq names its product tyrosine-protein kinase Dnt (gene dnt). NCBI's taxonomy places the organism in Eukaryota, Metazoa, Arthropoda, Insecta, Lepidoptera, Tortricidae. Gene Ontology annotation, cellular component: plasma membrane; signaling receptor complex. Gene Ontology annotation, biological process: multicellular organism development; axonogenesis; cell surface receptor protein tyrosine kinase signaling pathway. Bases 418 to 2049 code for a protein of 543 amino acids. The record is from RefSeq and is a predicted model, not a curated record. Gene Ontology annotation, molecular function: ATP binding; protein kinase activity. The transcript is spliced from 6 exons.